GGACAUGAUUGUCAGGGCCCAGGAAGACUGAAAUGCUGGUCAAAGGUCAGGAUGGGGAAAGGAAGUCAGCAAUGGCAGGGAACAUCUGCUGAAGCUUCUACUCAAGUUCAGAGCACAAGGCUCUUUCUCCCUCUCCAGGCUUUCAAGUUUCAAACCUCCUCCUGAAUUCUGUGAGUGGCUUCCUCUCAGCUCACAGAUGAGUGCUGCAAAGACCGAAGAGGCGUCCAAGAGCAUGCUGAAGACAGAGCCCGCUACUCCAGACUGCCUGCAAAAGGUAGACAUGGGUAAAAAGCUCCAAGAAAAAUGUCUCAGAAUCGUCUCUCCUGAGUCUCCUCCUAAGCUUUACUGCUGCUAUGUUGUGAUCACAGUCCUCACUAUAGCAGUAAUUGCACUUUCUGUUGCUUUGUCAGUAAGAAAGAAUGAACAGACAACAGUGAAAAACACCUAUGCCGCUUGCCGAAGACACUGGAUUGGAUUUGGAAAUAAAUGUUUUUACUUUUCUGAAUCCACAAGUAACUGGACCUUCAGCCAGACCUCCUGCAUGGCACAAGAGGCUCAACUUGCUCGAUUUGACAACCUGGAGGAGCUGGGUUUCCUAAGUAGAUACAAGGGGACUUUGGACUACUGGAUCGGCCUGCACAGAGAGUCACCACAACUCCAUUGGAGAUGGACAGACAACACUGAGUAUAACAGCAUGUUUCCCAUCGGAGGAGUGGAAAACCAUGCCUACCUGAACAACAACGGGAUCAGCAGUGCCAGGGUCUAUGUAGAUAAAAGAUGGAUCUGUAGCAAACCCAACAGCUAUAUGCUCCAUUGCCAAAAUUCUUUUCCUCCUUUUUUAGCCUUUGCAAAGAGAUGCGUUUAGCAUGUUAUCUACAGUUGCUACUCUUUCCCACAUCUUUCCACAUCGCUAUUAAAGGAACUAAGAAUAUUUCUUGACAUCCCAAAUGAAAACCAUCUUGAAGAAGUGUACAUACAGGGGAUAAGAAGAACAUAGAAGAACAUAAGAGUCUAACUUAGAUGUUGGGCACUCAGACCUUUAGUGUAAAGUACAAUUAAUAUUAGUGAACCCCACUUUUACUUUUAUGCAGAGAAGUCCUUCUUUUGAGUCUAUGAGACCACAAAAAUGAGUUCCCAAAAGUGUGUGUGUUUAUAUAGUGACACAUACCUGUGAUGCCAGCUACUUAAGGGUUGAAACAGGAGAAUCACAGGUUCACAGUAGGAAGUGAAGUAUGGGAAUGCUUUAAUAAUGACAGGGAAGAGAAGAAUCUGUAGCAUCUGAUAAUUUGGCGAAACACAUUAUACGUUCUUUUCAAAAUUUAUGCCAACACCCAGAAUUUAAAAAGUAUUUAAAACUAAAAUUUAUUUUACACUCUUUAAAACAUAAGUGACACUGUCAAAAUCUCUCUCUAGGUUUUAAUAUCCUUAUUUCCAGUUUUACAUUUCUAAAUAUAUUUCUAUAAUUAUACUGUUCAAGUAUAAUCUAUAUUAUAAACAAAUGCCAUUUUAAUUUUACCACUUUAUUGGAUUCAUUUCACAUCAAAUGGGAGUUAAACUCCUUAAGCAUUCAAUACUUAGUUUUGCACUAAUGUGCAUAUUAUUGGGUCCUAAAAACAAAGUAUUUGAAAUCUUUAUAGAGUUAACUACACUGUACUGAUGAGUCCCAAAAAGGAUGAAAUAACAGGCUACAAAGCAUGUCCUGACUUUUUCAUCUCUUUCUCUCUGUUUUGUUCUAUAACAGCUUGAUUUGCUGGGGAAUUGGGGGGGUUAUGAUAUCUAUACUUGGCCUCCUGGUCCUUGAGAAAAAAGGGAUGAGAGGGGCAAGGGGAGGGAAGGGGAGAGGGAGGAUAGAA
Meriones unguiculatus (Mongolian gerbil) is the source of this 1853-nucleotide messenger RNA. Its product is annotated as C-type lectin domain family 2 member D11-like. The coding region runs from base 197 to 865 and encodes 222 amino acids. The transcript is spliced from 6 exons. The record is from RefSeq and is a predicted model, not a curated record. Gene Ontology annotation, cellular component: external side of plasma membrane. Lineage: Eukaryota; Metazoa; Chordata; Mammalia; Rodentia; Muridae.